Molecule: messenger RNA, 2256 nt
Organism: Musca vetustissima
Lineage: Eukaryota; Metazoa; Arthropoda; Insecta; Diptera; Muscidae
Product: mucin-2-like
Exons: 7
Cellular component (GO): extracellular region
Molecular function (GO): chitin binding
Source: RefSeq, a predicted model, not a curated record
CCAAGUUGUAUUCCUGGAAACGGCGAAGUUGAUGUUGCAACGAGCACUCCCAUAAUAACAACAACAACGUUACCUAUCACAACCACAACUACGACUACAGUCAGUACAACAACCACAAUGAUGCCAAUAACAACUACAACAGAAGCCAUCACAACUACCACAAUGAUUCCAACAACAUCCACAAUGCCAACGACCACAACAACAUUGUUGCCAACUACAACUACCACAGAAGCAACUACAACAACCACUGAAUUGCCAACAAUAACAACAACUACUACAAUGAUGCCAAGCACUACAACAACAACGGAACCCACAACAACUACCACAAUGAUGCCAAGCACCACAACUACAUUGGAGCCAACAACUACUACUUUAGAACCAACUACAACAACUGCGGAACCCACAACAACUACAAUGCUGCCAACUACAACUACCACAUUACAGCCAACAACCACUACAACAACUCUGGAACCAACUACAACAACCACAACAUUGGAACCCACUACUACUACAACUUUGGAGCCCACAACAACAACCACAACUACCACAUUGGAACCCACAACUACCACAUUGGAACCCACAACUACCACAUUGGAACCCACAACUACCACAUUGGAACCCACAACUACCACAUUGGAACCCACAACUACCACAUUGGAACCUACUACUACCACUACAACCAUGGAACCCACAACAACAACCACAAUGCUACCAACUACAACUACCACAUUAGAACCCACUACCACCACCACAACUAUAGAGCCCACAACAACAACCACAAUGCUGCCAACGACUACUACAACAACAUUAGAACCCACUACAACAACCACAAUGCAGCCAACCACCACAACCGAACCAACCACAACAACUACUACGACUGAAGUUCCCACAACAACUACCACUGAAGCCAUCACAACCACCACAACGAUGCUGCCAACACCAUCCGGGCCACGUACACCAAAUGAAAUAUGUCUCGACGAGGGAGUACCUGGAUUUUUCCCACCCGAUGAUGAUCCAACGUGUACCAACUUCGUUGUCUGCUAUGGUAAUCCAUUGAAGGGUAUGCUGAACACCUGCUCCACUGGACAAUAUUUUGAUCCAGUGCUGAAAUUUUGUUCAACAGAAAUACCUCCAGGUUGUCCAGGGGGAAGUUCUACAACUAGUACUUCUACAACCACUGCACCCGAACCCAUAAUUACAACAACCACCACCACAACUACUACCACAGCAGCUCCUACAACAACACCAACCACCACAACUACGACAACUACUACUUCUACUACCCCGGCAGCACCUGCAGAACCUCGUGAUCCAAAUCAAAUUUGUGUGGAUGCUGGUAGUACGGGUUCAUAUAAAACCGAUGAUGAUGUUACCUGUACGAAGGUUGAGUCAAUCGAACUAACAUUUCGGGUGCUAUUCGCCAUUUCCCUGACCACCAUCAAUGCGUAUUGUAAUGUGUGCCAGGAGAGCAAUCAAGUAGCCUGUCAUGGUCUUAAUCAUUAUUCGUUGUGUGUAGAUGGUGUUCCCACUGCUGAGUAUAAAACAUGUCCUGGCGAUUAUAUCUGCACGGGCGGUGAAUUAAUUUGCUAUCCCCCGAAUGGUGACAAUGUUGCCAGUUGCCCACUGGCCGAAAAUGAUGCAUUAAUGCGUGAGGGUCUUCAGUGUGGUAUCUGUGAUGAAGACAAAGUGUUUGCAUGUCUUAGUGAAACAAGCUAUAGUUUCUGUUUUGGUCAAGAAUCCAUAGUAGCUAAACCAGGUGAUCUUGUCAUGGACUGCCCGCCAAAUACUGUUUGUAAUAUAAAUUACAAGGCGGAUUUUUGCUAUGAUAAUACAUUGGCUAAACCAAGUUGUGUUCCACCUCUCCCCGAUGAAGAUAAUAUUACAACAACUAAGGAACCAGAAACAACAACCACUGAAUUGCCAACUACAACAACCGAAAUACCAAAAACAACAACAACUCAAUUACCCACAACUACAACCGAAUUACCUACAACAACUACUGAAUCACCAACUACAACAACCGAAAUACCGACAACAACAACUGAAUUACCUACAACUACAACUGAAUUGCCAACAACAACAACUGAAUUACCAACAACAACAACCACCACAAUACAACUACCACGGAGAGCACAACCAUGUCCCCGACCACCAUUGCAACCACAACUGAAGAAUCCACAACAAUUCCAACUACCACCACCAGCACCACAACAGAAGAACCUACCACAGAAUCUACAACGACGACGACAACAAUAA